Messenger RNA from Schistocerca piceifrons (Central American locust), 1324 nucleotides. Its product is annotated as EH domain-containing protein 1-like. The transcript is spliced from 6 exons. Gene Ontology annotation, molecular function: GTP binding; cadherin binding. Bases 47 to 1324 code for a protein of 425 amino acids. Lineage: Eukaryota; Metazoa; Arthropoda; Insecta; Orthoptera; Acrididae. Gene Ontology annotation, cellular component: perinuclear region of cytoplasm; plasma membrane; cytoplasm. The record is from RefSeq and is a predicted model, not a curated record. Gene Ontology annotation, biological process: endocytosis; protein localization to plasma membrane; cilium assembly.
ACGAACACUUCUGCUGCCAGACAACAUUCAAACCUUUUUUCUAAUUAUGGCUCAUGGAACUUCAGAAUUUUGGAAAAAUUGCAUGACAGUUGCAGUUGUGUCAUUGUCAAUGUACUACUUCCUGACUAGCAGAGACCAGGACAGUGAAGAAGUAUUUGAAAAUGUUUUGGAAGGACUCCAAACAAUUUAUACUAAGAAGCUGCUUCCUCUUGAGCAAACAUAUUUGUUCCAUGAGUUCCACUCGCCAAAACUGUAUGAAUCUGAUUUUAAAGCAAAACCAUCAGUUUUACUUAUUGGUCAGUAUUCCACAGGAAAAACUUCAUUUGUAAGAUACCUUCUAAAUGACGAAUAUCCGGGGAUGCGGAUUGGUCCUGAACCAACCACUGACAAAUUUAUUGUUGUAAUGCAUGGUGAGAAAGAAGGAAUCAUUCCUGGUAAUGCAUUGGUGAUGGAUCCGGAAAAGCAAUUUAGACCAUUAUCAAAAUUUGGAAACAAUUUUUUGAACAGAUUUCAGUGCUCAAUAAUGAAUAACGAAGUUCUUAAGUCAAUAUCAAUUAUUGAUACACCAGGCAUUUUGUCUGGAGAAAUGCAUCAUAUUGACCGAGGAUACGACUUCACGGGUGUCUUAGAAUGGUUUUCUGAACGAGUUGACCAAAUUAUUCUUCUGUUUGAUGCGCAUAAGCUUGAUAUCUCAGAUGAAUUUAAAAGGGCAAUUGAAGUUUUACGUAUUCACACAGAUAAAAUUAGAAUUGUGCUUAAUAAAGCUGAUACAGUGGAUCAUCAGCAGUUAAUGAGAGUUUACGGUGCUCUUAUGUGGUCAUUAGGCAGAAUAAUGCACACACCAGAAACAGCAAGAGUUUAUAUAGGAUCAUUCUGGGACAAACCAAUAAGAAAUGAUGUACACAAAAGAUUGUUUGAAGAUGAAGAACAAGAUUUGUUCCAUGAAAUGCAAUCUCUGCCACGAAAUGCUGCUUUAUGGAAACUGAAUGAACUAAGCAGAAGAGCACGUCUUGCCAAGGUUCAUGCAUACAUAAUAAGCACUCUUCACAAGGAAAUGCCAAUACUAUACAGAAAAGAAGCCAAAAAAGAGCAUUUAAUUCAACAUCUUGAUGUUAUUUACAAGAAUAUUGAACACAAAUAUCAGAUAUCUCAUGGAGACUUUCCAGAGCUGAAAAAAAUGCAGGAGCUGUUGGCAGAACAUGACUUCAGCACUUUUCAACCAUUGAAGCCUGAACUGUUUGAAACUGUGGAGCACAUGCUUCAACAUGACAUCCCUCUUCACCCCAACUUUGAGCUGUAUAGACAGAUAUUGAUAAAUAGCUGA